AUGUGCAAGAUCGUCGAGUUAGUCACGACCAAAGAACUCUUCGAUGACCCCUACGACAAAAACAAUUUGCCAAGUGCUAACUCAACAGAGGUUAUUGUUGAGCUAACAGUCCAAUCCAUCACGGAAAUCAGCGAAUUCUCAUCCAGUUUCAAAGCAGAUGUUUGGUUCUCCCAAAUCUGGCGUGACCCUCGUCUGGAUUUCUCCGAUCGAAAUUAUUGUCUGAAAAACAUUUCACUGGCCUCUCAUAAACUUCCAACGAUGUGGUCACCGAACGUGUGUUUCGUGAAUAGCAAAAAAGUAGAAAUUCAUGCUUCGCCAUCACAAAACAUACUUCUCUUGAUAUUUCCGAAUGGUACUGUCUGGCUCAACUUUAGAGUGUCUCUCAUCGGUCCGUGCAAACUUGACUUGACCUAUUUUCCCAUGGACAGACAAUCGUGCAAUCUCGUUUUCGAGAGCUACUCAUAUAACACAGCAGAAGUGAGAAUUGUGUGGAGGGAUUGGGAUGCAGUCACUAUACCGGACCCAGAUUCUAAGAAUCUGCCAGAUUUUGAAUUGGUGGAUAUCAAACACAUGAAUGCAACACUAGUGUAUACCGCCGGAUUAUGGGAUCAACUGGAAGUGCAGUUCACUUUCCGAAGAUUGUACGGUUAUUAUGUCCUGCAGGCAUACAUGCCAACGUAUUUGUCCGUUUUCAUUUCUUGGAUUGCUUUCUGGAUUGAUACAAAGGCUCUUCCUGCUCGAAUCACUCUUGGAGUAUCUUCAUUAAUGGCUCUCACAUUUCAAUUUGGUAAUAUUGUAAAAAAUUUGCCACGUGUGAGUUAUGUCAAAGCACUUGACAUUUGGAUGUUUGGAUGCGUUGGAUUCAUUUUCUUGUCACUUGUGGAGCUUGCUGUCGUUGGUUUUGCUGACAAAUUGGAGGCCAAGCGGCGGAGACACAAUAGAUGUAAAGAGCAACUUAUGAUGAGAAGUGAUUCUGAGCAACAGUGGCUGUCAAGAUUGUCUGGACAGAGACCUCAAAUCACAGAAACGAAUUCAGAUGCAACUCACACCAUUCAAAUAAACGAUGGGAACGGGAACGUGCGACGUCGUAAAAGUGAAGAAAAGCGGCAAAAGCUGCUCUUGCAAAUGGAGAGUCCAAUUUUUGUGAAUGGGGAGAAAAUUGAUGAGAUUUCUGCCAAACUUUUCCCACUUCUCUUCACUGCUUUCAACAUUUUCUACUGGUUCUACUAUAUUGGCAUGUCUGGAGGUUUCUUCUAG
This is a messenger RNA of Caenorhabditis remanei, 1257 nucleotides long. RefSeq lists its product as uncharacterized. The transcript is spliced from 12 exons. Gene Ontology annotation, biological process: signal transduction; chloride transmembrane transport; nervous system process. The record is from RefSeq and is a predicted model, not a curated record. The coding region runs from base 1 to 1257 and encodes 418 amino acids. Gene Ontology annotation, molecular function: neurotransmitter receptor activity; chloride channel activity; transmembrane signaling receptor activity. Gene Ontology annotation, cellular component: synapse; membrane; neuron projection. NCBI's taxonomy places the organism in Eukaryota, Metazoa, Nematoda, Chromadorea, Rhabditida, Rhabditidae.